AUGUCUCACAUCAAGGACGCCUCCGUCAGCAGGACGUCUCUCAGCCUGGUGACGGGAGUCUUCCAGUAUCUGCGCGACGAGCAGGAGGCGGUCCAGAAGAGAACCUUCACCAAGUGGAUCAACUCCCACCUAGCAAAGUUCAAACCCCCUCUGGAGGUCAACGACCUGUUCGAGGACAUUAAGGAUGGGGUGAAGCUCCUGGCUCUGCUGGAGGUCCUGUCUGGACAGAGACUGCCGUGUGAACAAGGCCGCCAGCUGAAGAGGAUCCACUGGGUCUCCAACAUCGGCACCGCCCUCAAGUUCCUGGAGGGCAGAAAGAUCAAACUCGUCAACAUUCACGCCACAGACAUCGCCGACGGACGACCUUCAAUUGUCCUUGGCUUGAUCUGGACCAUCAUCCUCUACUUCCAGAUUGAGGAGCUGACCAGCAACCUGCCAGCCCUGCAGGCCCUGUCCUCCAGCGGCUCCUCGCUGGACAGCGCCGCCGGCGCCGGCUCCGGGACGGGAAGCCCCGCCCCCAAGAGGAAGGCGGGCAACAAGCUGCAGGGCAACGCCAAGAGGGCGCUGCUGCGGUGGGUGCAGAGCACGGCAGCCAGGCACCUCGGGGUGGAGGUGAAGGACUUCGGGCCCAGCUGGCGUGACGGCGUCGCGUUCCAGGCGGUGCUCCACGCCCUCCGGCCGGACCUGGUGGACCUGGAGGCGGCGCGGCGCCGCAGCAACCGGGAGAACCUGGAGGACGCCUUCGCCGUGGCGGAGAACCGGCUGGGGAUCCCUCGCCUGCUGGAUCCAGAAGAUGUGGACGUGGACAAACCGGACGAGAAGUCCAUCAUGACCUACGUGGCUCAGUUCCUGAAGCUCCAACCGAACCCAGAACAGCGGGAGAUGGAGGGACGGCAGGACGAGCAGUUCGGUCCUCAGGACAUCCAGCAGAUGCUUGAGAGAGAAGAGAGGAAGCAGCUCCGGGAGCUGAAGGUCCUCCUGGACCAGCUGGAGAGAGACGUGCUCCGAGCUCAGGGCUCCGACGGAAACCUGACUGACAAAUACCAGGCCUUCAAGAGCUUCCGGGUGCAGCUGGAGGUGAAGCGGAAGCUGACGGAGCGGCUGCUCCACCCGGUCACCGCCGAGGGGAGGCUGUCGGUGGACCAGGCCCUGCUCAAGCAGGCCUGGGACCGGGUCUCGGCCCGGCUGCUGGACUGGCACGUCCACCUGGACCAGUCCCUGCCGGGUCCUCUGGGGGAGACGGGGGCGUGGCUGCACCGGGCGGAGACGGCGCUGCGGGAGGACGUCCCGGUCACCCAGACCCCCGAGGAGACGGCCAACGUCCUGCAGAGGAGGCUGGACCAGCACAGGGAGGUUUUGAAGACGCUGGAGUCCCACAGACAGAGCUUCCAGCAGAUCCACCGGGACCGGGCGGUGAACGGCGUCCCGGUCCCCCCAGACCAGCUCCAGGACCUGGCAGAACGCUUCGGGGCGGUGUCCACGGCGUCCCACACCCACCUGAUCCGGAUGGAGUUCUGGGAGACCAAGUUCCGGCUCAUGGCCUUCCUGGCGCUGGCCGAGUCCAAACUCAAGUCCUGGAUCAUCAAGUACGGGAGGCGGGACUCGGUGGAGCUGCUGCUGCAGAGCUACCUGACCUUCAUCGAAGGCCAGCGGUUCUUCGAGCAGUACGAGCGGUUCUCCAGCGCCGUGAAGCGGGCCGCCGACAUCUACGUCCGCUCCGACGGUUCCGCGGACGAGGCGGAGGGCGUCAGUAAGUUCCUGAGCGACGCGGCGGCGCAGUGGCGGAACCUGGUCCUGGAGGUCCGCAGCGUCCGCAGCAUGCUGGACGAGGUCCUCAGCAACUGGGACAAGUACGGCGGGACGGUGGCGGCGCUGCAGGCCUGGCUGGAGGACGCCGAGCACAUGCUCAACCAAUCAGAGAGCGCCAAGCGAGACUUCUUCAGGACGUUCCCUCACUGGAUCCAGCAGCACAUGGACAUGAACGACGCGGGGAACUUCCUGAUCGAGACCUGCGACGAGACGGUGUCCCGGGACCUGAAGCAGCAGCUGCUGCUGCUCAACGGCCGCUGGCGCGAGCUGUUCGUCAAAGUCAAGCACUACGCCCGGGCCGACGAGGUGGAGAGGCUCCGGCGGGAUUACCAGGACGGCAUCAGCACCCUGAAGGCCUUCCUGGACGCCACCGACCAGAAGAUGACGGCGCCCGUUCAGGUGUCCUUCCUGAACAUCAGGGCGCUGGCGCAGGACGUGGAGGAAAUCAAGCUGAAGCUUCCGGCGAUGGAGGCGGCGUGCAAGGCGGCGAGCCGCACGGCGCAGCUGCUGAGCAAGGACGCCCCGGAGGACGAGCGGGCCGCCAUGGCCGCCGUCAUGGCCGCCGUCAAGGAGCAGCUCGGCAAGGUCCGGGACAGAUGUCUUCCUCUGCUCAGAGACGUCCAGGCGCUGCUGCCCCCACUGGAGGACAUGGAGAAGAACAUCAGCGGCUUCUACCAGGCUCUGGAGAAGGCCGGCGCCGUCACCGGCUCCGCCCACUCCCACGGCGCGCUGGACGUCAAGCACAAGUGCCAGGAGCUGGCCACCUUCACCCACAGCUGUAAGAAGAGCCUUGGCGCCGUGGAGCGGAGCCACCAGAGCGUCCAGAGGGUCCUGAGCAGCAGCCGCGCGCUGCAGCACCUGGACCUGCGCCUGCUGCAGGGCCGCGUGGCCCAGCUGCAGGCGUCCUCCCAGAACAUGAUCCAGGACUCCACCCAGUGGCGGCAGCAGGUGGAGGCCAACAGCGGCCUGAUGAAGCGCUUCGACGAGUCCCGCCUGGACCUGGAGAAGGUCCUGAAGACGGCCCAGCUCCACCUGACGGAGCAGGGAGACCCGGAGGAGCUGCUCCACAGGCACACGGCGUUCUUCGGCCAGCUGGAGCCGCGGCUGCUGAGCGCCUUCCUGAAGGCGUGCGACGAGCUGAGCGACAUCCUGCCGGCGCAGCAGCAGGGGGCGCUGCAGGACACGGUGCGGCGGCUGCACCGCCUCUGGAAGGACACCCAGGCGGAGGCGCCGCUCCGCCUGCUGCGCCUGCAGGUGGAGGCGGAGAGGAUCCGGCUGCUGGCGGCGCUGCAGGACUGCCGGGCCGAGCUGGACCGCGAGGACGGACAGCUGGACAGCCUGGGCAGCGAGCGGCUCCUCAGGGAGCACCGGGCCUUCUUUGGGGAGAUGGGACCGCAGUCCGCCUGCGACCAGAGGCUGCAGCUGAUGGAGGACCUGGUCCAGAACCUCCCUGAGGACGACCCGGCUCGCCUCGCCCUGCAGGCCGCCAGACAGGACCUGGACCGGGUCCGGGACGAGAUCCAGACCACCCAGCACAAGCUGCUAGAGCACCAGGACAAGUGGAAGGAGUACGACUCCAGGUACGCCGAGUUGUCCUGCUGGCUCAUUUCUAAAGAGACUCACCUGAGGCUGCUGAGGACCCGGGUCAGCGACCCCAGGAGGUUCAGCCAGGUGCAGACCAGCAUCAAGGAGCUGAGGAACGAGGCCGAGCUCCAGGAGGGGAACCUGGGCUGGCUGAAGGCCCGGAUGACGGUUCUGAUCGAGAUCAGCGCCGACGCCGAUGCCCAGAAGCAAGGCAGCGCCCUGAACAAGCUGUCCUCGGACUUCAAGGCUCUCCUGGCCUCGCUGGCCGAGGCCGAGAAGACGGUCCUGGCUGUGGGGGACUGCGCUCAGUUCAGGGAGGAGGUCCAAACCAUGCUGGACGACCUGGUCCAGGCCCAGAAAGAGGCCCAGGACGAGGUCUCCAAGAUCCUGGACUGUCCAACAGCCAGAGAGGCUCAACAGCUGCUGCUCGUUAACCAGCCGCUGCUGAGGCGCCUGAAGCUGAAGAGGACGGAUGUCCAGCAGCUGCUGAUCCGGGGCCGGCAGCUGCAGGCGGAGGAGGGGGGCGGAGCUCUGCAGCUGGACCUGCACCACCUGGAGAGCACGCUCAGCCAGAUGGAGCAGAGCAUGGCGUCCCAGGAGCAGAGCCUGCAGGCCGCCCUGGACGGCUGGCAGCAGCUGGACGGCCAGCUGGACGCCGUGCGGCUCUUCAUCGGUAAAGCUCGCUCGUCCGCAGAGAGGGAGCCGAGCUUCAGCAGCCCGGAGAGCCUGGAGGCGGAGCUGAAGCAGGCCGAGGUGCUGCUGAAGCGGUGCGAAGCCGAGGCCGCGCUCGUCGACGCGCUGCUGAAGAGGGCCGCCGAGAUCCAGCUGGGCCCCAAAACCCAGGCGGCGCUGCUGGAGCAGGCCCGGGCCCUGAGCCGGCAGCUGGAGGCGGUGGAGUCCGGGCUCAAGACGGAGGUUCAGGCUCUGGAGACCAUGAGGGACCGGUGGGACCGGUUCGGAGCAGCGUUCCAAGACUUUUCCUCCUGGAUCUCCGACAAAGAGAAGCAGCUGGAAGCCGUCCGGGCCUCCGGGUCUCCUCUGCAGGACCAGAUCAGCACCGUCAAGGCCGUGGGGGCGGAGCUUCAGGAUCGGGCGCAGGCGCUCUCUCGGCUGGAGGCGGACUCUCAGGCGCUGUCUCGGUUCGUGUCUUCGGGCGAAGCGGCCCGGAUCAGGGCCCGGCUCACCCAGGUGGGCCGGUUCUGGGAGGAGCUGAAGGAGAGUCUGCAGCAGCUGGAGGCACAGCUGGAGCAGAGCUCCGCCCACCAGCAGAGGUUCCAGUCCAGCCUGGACCAGGUCCAAACGUCUCUGCGGGAGCUGCAGGCCCGGCUGGAGCAGCCGCUCACUUCCUGCACGUCGUCCUCAGAAACCUACAGGUGUCUCCAGGACCACAUGGUCCCUCCCGGCUCCCUUCCUGGGGGUCCCGUCCCGGGGGUCCCGUCCUGGGAGUCCCUUCCUGGGGGUCCCGUCCCGGGAGUCCCUUCCUGGGGGUCCCGUCCCGGGGGUCCCGUCCUGGGAGUCCCUUCCUGGGGGUCCCGUCCCGGGGUCCCGUCCUGGGAGUCCCUUCCUGGGGGUCCCGUCCCGGGGGUCCCGUCCCGGGAGUCCCGUCCCGGAGUCCCUUCCUGGGGGUCCCGUCCCGGGGGUCCCGUCCCGGGGGUCCCGUCCUGGGAGUCCCUUCCUGGGGGUCCCGUCCCGGGAGUCCCUUCCUGGGGGUCCCGUCCCGGGGGUCCGUCCUGGGAGUCCCUUCCUGGGGGUCCCGUCCCGGGGGUCCCGUCCUGGGAGUCCCUUCCUGGGGGUCCCGCCCGGGGGUCCCGUCCCGGGAGUCCCUUCCUGGGGGUCCCGUCCCGGGGGUCCCGUCCCGGGGGUCCCCGUCCUGGGAGUCCCUUCCUGGGGGUCCCGUCCCGGGAGUCCCUUCCUGGGGGUCCCGUCCCGGGGUCCCGUCCUGGGAGUCCUUCCUGGGGGUCCCGUCCCGGGGGUCCCGUCCUGGAGUCCUUCCUGGGGGUCCCGUCCCCGGGGGUCCCGUCCCGGGAGUCCCGUCCCGGGAGUCCCUUCCUGGGGGUCCCUCCCGGGAGUCCCUUCCUGGGGGUCCCGUCUCGGGGUCCCGUCUCGGGGGUCCCGUCCCGGGAGUCCCCGUCCCGGGAGUCCCUUCCUGGGGUCCCGUCCCGGGAGUCCCUUCCUGGGGGUCCCGUCCCGGGGGUCCCGCCCCGGUUCCGUCUCACCGCCUUCCUCGCCUCUCCGCAGGAAAUCAAGCUGAAGCUUCCGGCGAUGGAGGCGGCGUGCAAGGCGGCGAGCCGCACGGCGCAGCUGCUGAGACAAGGACGCCCCGGAGGACGAGCGGGCCGCCAUGGCCGCCGUCAUGGCCGCCGUCAAGGAGCAGCUCGGCAAGGUGCGUCCGGGGGGCGGGGUCAGCCGCUCAGGCCAGACGUCGCCGUGUCCCUGUCCUCACCUGGCCGUCCCCCCAGGUCCGGGACAGAUGUCUUCCUCUGCUCAGAGACGUCCAGGCGCUGCUGCCCCCCACUGGAGGACAUGGAGAAGAACAUCAGCGGCUUCUACCAGGCUCUGGAGAAGGCCGGCGCCGUCACCCGGCUCCGCCCACUCCCACGGCGCGCUGGACUUCAAGCCAAGUGCCAGGUGACGUCCCCUCCCCCGGCGUCCCCGGAGACGUCCCCUCCCCCGGCGUCCCCGGGGACGUCCCCUCCCCCUGCGUCCCCGGGGACGUCCCCUCCCCCGCCGUCCCCGGGGACGUCCCCUCCCCCGCCGUCCCCGGGGACGUCCCCUCCCCCGCCGUUCCCGGGGACGUCCCCCGCUGACUGA
Messenger RNA from Salarias fasciatus (jewelled blenny), 6204 nucleotides. RefSeq names its product nesprin-1-like. Gene Ontology annotation, molecular function: actin filament binding. The transcript has 35 exons. The coding region runs from base 1 to 6204 and encodes 2067 amino acids. Gene Ontology annotation, biological process: nuclear migration. The record is from RefSeq and is a predicted model, not a curated record. Gene Ontology annotation, cellular component: cytoplasm; meiotic nuclear membrane microtubule tethering complex; nuclear outer membrane. Lineage: Eukaryota; Metazoa; Chordata; Actinopteri; Blenniiformes; Blenniidae.